AUGGCCACCAGUGAGGCGGACCCCGACACAGCUUUAGGCGACACCAGCGCAUGCUCCUUGGAUGUGGCAGCGGACCUAGCCGAGGCCGGCGAUUUCCAGGGGGCCAUCCCCAUGCUGAGGGCUGCCACGCACAAUCCCCACCCUGCCAAGGCCUGGGAGAUGCUCUCCCAGUGCCUGACGGCCGUGGACGACCACAUCGCGGCCCUGGACGCCGCGACCUCGGCCGUGGCGGCGGACCCCGGUUGGCACGUUACCCUCCGCACCCUGGGCCGGUGCCGGCUGAACCUGGGCGACCUGGAGGGGGCAGCCGCCGCGCUUUCCGCGGCAUGUCGGGGCGCCGGGCCCAGCGGCGACGAGGAGAGCAGGGCCGACCUGGAGCACGUGGGCCGCCUGCUGCAGCGCAGAGUGGGCCACGCCAUUGGCAUCCCAGGCCUCGUGCUCGCGAAUACAGCUGGGGAAGGGCCGUCCGGCCUCGUCUGGGACGCGGGGCGGGUGCUGGCCGCCUGGCUCGUGCAGGCCUACGCCCCUUGGCAUGUCACCCUGCUGGAGCUGGGGUCCGGGACAGGGGUGGUGGGCCUGUCGGCCGCAUGCCUCGGCGCCCGCGUGACGCUAACGGACCUCCCCGAGGCGGCCGCCGCCCUGCGCGCCAAUGCAGCCGCCAACAGGGCGCUGGUCGAGCGCGGGGGCGGCAGCGUGGCGGUACGGCCCCUGGCCUGGCAGGAGGCAGAGGGCUCUGCUGUGGCUGCGGAAGGCUACGACCUGGUCCUGGGGGCGGACCUUGUGUACAACGACGCCGGACUUGGGGCUCUCGAGGCGGCGCUGAGGGCGCUGUUCUGCGGCGGGCCGCGGGAGCGCCGCCCGAGCGCCUUCCUGUACGCUCACAAAGCGCGGCAUCCUGGCCUGGAUGCCGGGCUGGUGCGCAUGCUGGACGGGGUGGGGCUGUGGCACGAGGUCCUGGCGCGGCAGCCCCAGGACAAGGUCACCAUCUACCUGUGCACCGAAUGUGCCGUCGUGGACGAUGCGAGCUUGGAGGGCGCGACGAGACUCGGAUGCCUUUUAUUUCAGCGCUCCAAGCGUACUGUGUCCCCGUUGAGGGCCAGCUGA
Auxenochlorella protothecoides is the source of this 1104-nucleotide messenger RNA. RefSeq names its product Protein-lysine methyltransferase METTL21D. The record is from RefSeq and is a predicted model, not a curated record. NCBI's taxonomy places the organism in Eukaryota, Viridiplantae, Chlorophyta, Trebouxiophyceae, Chlorellales, Chlorellaceae. Gene Ontology annotation, molecular function: protein binding. The transcript has 3 exons. The coding region runs from base 1 to 1104 and encodes 367 amino acids.